Chelonoidis abingdonii (Abingdon island giant tortoise) is the source of this 2072-nucleotide messenger RNA. RefSeq lists its product as uncharacterized. Lineage: Eukaryota; Metazoa; Chordata; Testudines; Testudinidae. The record is from RefSeq and is a predicted model, not a curated record.
UUUCGUGUUAUGGGAGUUAAAGAAAGUUAAUUUUUUUUUCUUCAUGUUUUCCUUUGACUAUGUGUGACGCUUUUGACGACUGGGAGAAGACAUGGAGACAAGAAAAUUAGAUGGAAGUUUCUUUAAAACUGCCCUGAAUAAAGAUGAAGUUGAAAAUAUUCUCAGUGAAAUUAGUAAUCUUAAAAUGACUGAGAGAGAGAAUGGCAAAUACAAUAAAAAUAAUGAAGUGAAAUGUGAAAGCCUUUGUCCAGCUCCUCAGAACAUUUGGUGUCUUGGUCUGCAAACUCCAAGAACUCCUGCUCCAGGGAUCCUACAACUGUUGCCAUCUCAGUCAUAUGAUUUUGUGGGAGAAGAAGAUUACUCUUCAAAAAAAAUUUCCCAAAUUAGGAGAAUGGAGUAUAACGACUUUUAAAGACAAUAUUAUUCGCACAGGGAGAGAACUUCCUCGUACCCCAUUAUGCACAAAUCAACAAGGGAAAUUGUUACUAAAAGCUUUAAAGGAGGAUAUAGCACUGAAUGCGAGACAUUCAACAGGUGUAGUUGGACCUAGUCAUUCAGAAUGUGAAACACUUAAGUUACAGAUUGAUGCUGAUGUGCUGGAGAAACUUUUGAGGGAGGAGACUUCUGUAAAGACUUGUGCCUCAAAUGCAUGGGUUUACACUAGGAAAAAAGAUUCCAUUUGCCAAUGUAUGCAGCAGCCUGAUCACAACCACAUCAUCUCUGGCAAUACAAAAAAUGGCAAGGAGGUGGCACCACCACUAGUUGAGGAUGAGCAAGAAUUACAAGAAAUAGUUGAACCUCUGCAAGGUUCUCCAGUAUCAAAGUGUUUCACUACUACAACGAACAGGAGAAGACUAAGUCAGAUACCAGUUCAAGGGUUGAGUGAGAUGAAUAUAUCAAUGAUGAUUAACAGAAUAAAAGGCUACCAAUGCACUAAAGAAGAUAUGGAAUUUCUUCGACACAUGAAAAACCAAGAAAAAGCACAGAAAUUGAAGGCAAAAUAUUUACAUCUACAAAAGGAACUAACCAGCAUGGUUCAGACAAAGGAGCUGCUAUUAGCACAGCGAGAGAAAGUGCAAGAAGAGAUUGUACAAAUGAAAACAUCUUGUAAUAGAACAGUCCAACUCGGAAGAGCCUUCCUGGGUAAGAAAAUGGAUCCUGCCGCUCUCGAAGCAUUGCCACCAAAAGCUGUGCUUGGGCAGCUGAAUCCUGUGAAACUGCAGCAUGUUCAACAGCAAGAGAAGGCUGAACUUCAGGCACUUACAAAAGAGCUAAAGAAGUUAAAACAUUCCAUUGCCCAACUGCCUCAGAAACAGGGAAUAAGGCUGGAAAGAGAGUCUUAUAAACAACGGAUACAGGAAGCGAAACACAGAGUACAGAAAGUACAAGAAGAUGUGGAGAAUCUGAAGCGCAAAGUUAAAGCAGCACAGUCAAAACUAGCAGAAGUUCAGGCACACCUGUGUGAUACAAGAGUUGAAAUAGGGAAGUGGCACACUUUGAAAGAGAAGACAGCUGUUUCUCAGCCACUAGAGAAUGCCCAAGAUUCUGUCAAUGAUCAUCUUAAGAGAAGACUUAACAGAAUCUUGCGAAGAACAGAUCUCUUUUUAGAAAGGGAAAAAAUUGAAAGACUUAGUCUUUUGCAAUGAGACACCCCCCCCCCUUGCAAAAAUCUGAUGGCUAGGUCAAAGAGGCUUUUAGGGUUGCCACUGUACAUACAGAUCUCUCCCUGUUGGGCACCUGAGUUUUCCAAAUUCUAUACCCUGUCUGUGUUGAAAGUGUGAACAAAUCUGCUGUAUUAAUAAGUUAAGAUACAGCCAGAAUCAUGAAGAUAAAAGUUGGGGUUAAUGGCUAUUUAGAGUCCUGUAUGUGAAAGUUGAGUUUUAAAUGACACUGUAAAUACAGGUUUUUUCUGUGUUACUGUUAAAGUAAGGAAACUAACUGUUUCAGACCCAGUGGUUUGAACACCUUAAUCAUAGUCAUCCUGGAGGAGGAAUUAGGAAUUUUGCACACUGGAAGGAGUUAAAUUAUUCUUUAAUAAUCCUGGUGUCACUUUGUAUCUGAAAUUAAUUCCU